Messenger RNA from Tigriopus californicus, 4212 nucleotides. RefSeq names its product ubiquitin carboxyl-terminal hydrolase 48-like. Gene Ontology annotation, biological process: protein deubiquitination. The record is from RefSeq and is a predicted model, not a curated record. Lineage: Eukaryota; Metazoa; Arthropoda; Copepoda; Harpacticoida; Harpacticidae. Gene Ontology annotation, cellular component: cytosol; nucleus. Gene Ontology annotation, molecular function: cysteine-type endopeptidase activity; cysteine-type deubiquitinase activity; protein binding.
AUCGCCCAGUCUGAGCGGGAUGAGCGCCCUCCAACGACGCGAUUUCUUGGAAAAGCGCGCCUGGGAAUGGAUCGAGGCCGUGGAGGACGUUGAUCGAGAUAUCAGCGAAGAAGAGGUCCAACUAGCAUACCGCCUCCAUUUCCCAUUGCAUCUUCCUCUCAGGGAUAAGUGCAAGAAGAACUGCAAAUAUAACCCCAGGUGUUAUGUUGGAUUGGGUGAGCAGAAAUGGUUGGACUCGGAUGACAGCGAUGAUGACGACGAGGAUGAGGACGACGACGAGGGGUCCGAUAUUGCCCUGGAGCGUCGGGCCAAUAGCUUUCCCGCGGGUUUGUUGAACUUGGGCAACACGUGCUACGUGAACUCGUUCCUCCAGAUCUGGUUCCAUAACGUGAACUUCCGACAGGCUCUCUAUGAAUGGGAUCCGGAGCAAGACGACGAGGAAGGCGAGAACGAGACGCUCUUGGAGGCCGAAAACUACAAACCCCGCGGGAAAGUGGCCAGCCUUCAAGCCUUAUUCGCCAUGAUGGAGUUCACCAACCGAAGAGCAGUGGAUCCCAAUGACUUUAUCACCAAACUGGGUCUGGAUCCUCAAGUGCAACAGGACGCCCAAGAGUUCUCUAAGCUGUUCAUCUCUCUCUUGGAAUCCAGUCUGAGCAAUCAAAAGAGUCUCAAUGUGCGUUCACUGAUCCAGAACCAAUUCCGGGGUGAAUACGCUUACGUCACGAAAUGUAUGGCCUGCAAACGAGAAAGUUCCAGGCCGUCUUUUUUCUACGAACUGGAUCUCACUUUACAAGGUAACAAGACGUUGAAAGAUUGCUUGGAGGACUUCACCAAGAAGGAAAAACUUCAAGGCGACAAUCAGUACUUUUGCGAAAAUUGUAAUGCCAAAAAAGAUGCCACCCGAUGUGUCCGAAUCUCCCAAGUGCCAACAGUAUUAAACCUUCAACUCAACCGAUUCAUCUUUGAUAUGCAAACGGGUCAAAAGAAAAAACUGAACUCCGUUGUUCGAUUCCCAGAACAAUUGGACAUGUCCGAAUACCUGAGAAAACCGCCAGGAAGCCAAGUCUACACGCUCACUGGGGUUCUCAUGCAUGUGGGGGCAGAAGCCAACCAUGGACACUACAUAGCCCAUAUUCAGGAUGCGUGUACUGGUCAAUGGUACAAGUUCUCGGAUGCGUUGGUGGGUCGAAUUUGGGGCAAGAACCCCAAAUUGGGCAGCGAAAGCGAUCCUUUCAUGAUGAACGGAAGUUCACCCACCAACGGCAAACGUGGACCCAAAGGCAAUAACACCGGCAAGGGCAUACAAAGCUCGAAUAACGCUUACAUGUUGGUCUACACCGAGCAGAACGCCUUAAUCAGGAUCCGUGCCAAGGAACAAGAGGAACAGAUCAAGAAGACCUUGGUCCAAAACAGAGCCUUGCGAGCCAUCCAGAAAAAGAACCAAGUGUUUCGACGGAAAUUGCGGGAAGAGAAGCGCCUAAAACGCGAGGAGAAAUGGAAACGAUUGGAACAAUACGAAGAUGCUGUCAAUAGGGACGAAGAUAUCCUGGAGGACGAAGAAGAUGAAGACGACGAGGACGAGGAGACCUCUUCGGAAGAUCUCUCGUCACCUUCCGAGGACGAGAUUGACGAGGACCUCCAAUCUGGUCUAGCUGAUUACACCUAUGUCAAUGGACUAGUCUAUCCCUCAAAUUUCCCCAUCUACCUACGGGCAUAUAUUGAGCAAGACCGGCGGAUGUUGGACGAGGAAAUUGAGGAAUCCGCACUUUGCAAGCAAGAACAACAUGAAGAGCGAAUGUCCAUCAAGCAUAAUCUGCGCGAUAUCUGCGAACAGAUGCCUUAUCACGAAACGGAGGACGAAACGGGGACCGAUUUCGAGUUCAUUCCCACGGAAUGGCUCAUGCGAUAUCUAGAUAAUCCUCUUAUGGCGGCGGAUGAACCCAUCGAAACCUUGGACUACUUGUGCAUGCACGGCAAACUCAAUCUCGAGAAGAUCUUUGAGGUGAAGGUGAUCAAUGUUGAAGUGGCAAAUAGGUUGUGUGAGGAUGUGACAGAGUGUCGUGGACGGAGACUCACUCAUGAUGCGUUGUGCAAGAUAUGCGUGAAGAACCAAUGUAGACGUAUCCAGUUGGUUGAGAGUACCAUUCGCGAUGCAAAGGCCAUAAUCGAGCUGUCUAAGAAACCCGUGACAGAUUCCGGGUUAGCCUAUUGGGUGGGGAAAAUGUCCCUGAGGAAUUGGAGGAAAAUCGCUAAGGAUGACUUGAAUGAGGACAUUCAAGAGGAGGCCGACAACUAUGACGACGAAAUGGACUUCAUUGAAAUCAUGGAGAUUGGACUAGCGUCAAGUAAAAACGACAAGGCCGCACCUACGAGCCCCGAGCUUAAGGAUCACCUCCCCAACGGGACCACGCCCACUCAGACACAAUCCCCUAAAUCUGACGACGAACCCUUGAGCACAAAGCCAGCUCCCGCCAAUGGGUCUCCCGAUAAUCCAGAGGAAGGAAAAGCCCAGCUGGAUUUGGAGGAAGUCCAGACCAAGCUCCUCAAGGUGGGGACCGAUAUCAGCGUGGCCAAGGUGAACGGCAACACUCCAAUCUCGACCAAUCUGAACGCCAAGAUGGGAGGGAUCGAGAUCCAUCCCACCUUGGCCAAUGGCAACUCCUCUCCUGUAACCAAUGGCCACCAUAGGUCCAAGUCCUCAAGUACAUCAUCGACCUCGUCCACGUCUUCGAAGGUGGAGACCCACACGGCUGUGAAAAUUAAGGAGAACGGACACUCCGAACCCAAUAACAGGCCCACAUCCGUGGUCACGUACCCGUUGUCCCAAUUGCACGCAGAGCGAUUGCAUUUCAAUAGUGAUAUCGUGUGCGAGCAUGGAGAACUCUCCCCUUUGGCCGCCAACCGUCGACUGGUGUCCAGUGAGGUUUGGACCAUCUUGAAGCGAUACUUCCCAGGUACGCCGAGCUUUGAGCGCUCUCACGUGACCUGCCCGCAGUGCCGGGCGAGCGCCAAUCAAGCAGCGAGAGCCGACGAAGAGCGAAGGGAACUGGCUCAGGCUCAAAAGAACGCACUUAACGAUGUGCUUAACGAGCGGAAUCGGCCUUCAUGGUCGAAGGCCACUUUGAACAAGGUCUAUCUGAUCUCUCGAGGCUUUGUUCAAGAAUGGCGCUCGUUCAUCCGAAGUCCAUCGUCCAAAGACCCCGUCAGAAUAUUGGGCAACGACACUCUCCUUUGUGAGCAUGGUGGUCUCGUUUAUCCUCUGGAUUUGGACACUGAAUCCGAUUAUGAAUCAGUUGAUUCCUGGAGUGAGGAUGACAAGAAGAGCAUAUUUAUGGUGUCAGAAGACGAGUGGGGACACAUUCGCAAAUUCUUCCAAGUGGAUCACACCAUUUCGGUGGUGCGGAAUAAAGAGGGUCCGGAGCUUCUCAGUAGUGAUCCCAAAGUGUGCGCCGAGUGCCUUGCCAAACGAAAAGAACAAGAAGAGCUGGAAAAGUUAUGCUACACCAAUGUACCUGUUUAUGUCCGCCGUUUGACCGGAUCGGAUAAAACCCCCGUCUUUCUGGACUACAAGGACCCGGAUUUCAGUAGCAGUGAUGCCAUCACGCCUACGGGGAGAUGUGCCACCAAUGGCACACCCCUCAAUGGUCACCCACCGUUGAAGAAGCAAAAGAUGGGCGAGUCCAAUGGAAUUGCAUCAGAGGCGGGACCUCAUGCCGAAGAGAACGGAACCACGACCAACAAUGCGACCGUUAACAGUCACCACAAUCCGCUCAUCGAUGUCAGAAGAAGCCAUCGACGACAAAAAGUGCGCGGAGAAAAGGAAUUCAUCGUUAGCUCAUCCAUGCUCCUUCGGGAUUUUAAGAUCAAGAUCAUGGAGAGCUUCAAAGUGGCUCCUUUUGACCAGAAUCUGUGCGUGAAUGGGGUCUAUUUGGAAGAUUCCACCAAGACAUUGGGGGAAUUGAAAGUCUUGCCGAAGUCUUUGAUCUAUCUUCGACCCGAUGAGCCAUCCACCAACGGACCCAUUGACAUGGACGAAUGCUGGAGUAUGCAACAUCCAGAAGAAGGAUUUAAAGGAACCGGAUUGCUUAGCGGCAUGUGAAGGCAAAGAAGAAACCCACUCAAAAUUAUCAUCGUCUCAUUCCAUUCACUUCCAUUUAUUUUCGUUUCAUCACUAUGUAGAUCCAAUAGAUAAUUACCAAUCCACAAAAAUAA